Mytilus californianus (California mussel) is the source of this 4048-nucleotide messenger RNA. RefSeq lists its product as uncharacterized. NCBI's taxonomy places the organism in Eukaryota, Metazoa, Mollusca, Bivalvia, Mytilida, Mytilidae. The transcript has 9 exons. The coding region runs from base 540 to 3878 and encodes 1112 amino acids. The record is from RefSeq and is a predicted model, not a curated record.
AUUGUUCUAAUUAAAAAAAAUAUUGUCUACAUCAAAAUAUGUCGUUUGUUUUCAAUUAUAUGAAACAGAAUGAGAUUUAUCAAUUGUGUGGUGCUAUUGAAUUCUUUUGGUAAUGUAUUCCUUUUUGUAAUGAUUGUUAAACUACUAUAAGAGUCGACAUAACAAAAAUAUACAGUUUGUUAAAUAACAUUUUCAUUAAUGUAUCUUAAUUAUUUUUUCUUCUUCAAAAGUUCUAUUAAAAUAAAAACAAAAGAUAAAAAAUGAGCAGCGUUCAAAACGUUUUAUACUGAUCAUCACCUAGAAGGCUCAGAACCAAGAUUUUGAUAGCUAGAGUUGUAAAAAGAUAUUAGUAUAUAAAUAUAAUAGAAAUCUUAAAUCGACUGAGGUUAAUGUGUUUAAGUAAGUCGAAACAAUGACCUCAACACAAAUAAGAAAAAAAAGGUGAGUGAAUUCGAAUUUGCAAAAGAAUAUUCAGAAAUUGGAUAUGGGUAAGAAUGGAUGAUAUAUGUCCAAAAUGCAUUUAACAUAGCAUUUUUUUUAUGUUUCGAAUAUAUAUCAAAAUAAUUGUUUAUAAUAUGAUACAUACCAUUGUUUUGUUAGUUACUGUAUCGCCUUGUACCUUUCCAUCGUAUAUGACGGGAAGCUGGUCUGACAGCAAGUUUUAUGACGUUCAGUUCAGUGGAGGGACACACAUGUACCUUUCAGAUUACACUAUCAGCCGAGCAGGAACCACUACAAAUCUUACCUGUUAUGUGACAGAGGGCAAUAAAUAUGUUGUCAGAACAACAGAGAGCGUCGAAGGAACUGUAAGUGGUACAUUAGGACAGUAUUAUUACUAUUUAUGUAUGGAAGUCACACAGAUUACUGAUUAUUCUUUUUAUUAUUAUCUUCAGUCUGGCGAGGACACUAACAACGAGAGAACAAUAGCUAUAAUUGCUGAUAUUUCUGAUGAAAAUAUUUCUACGUUUUGUCAGACGACUAUUAGUUUACAGCAGUUUCAUAUAAUGGUAAAAAAUGGCCAUGAACUUGAAGCUUUACAGACUUGUUCAUCACCAAUGCUUGGGGAGUUCCAGUUUGAACUCGCCUCUACAGAUUUCUGUAGUAGUAACACUAAUUCUGGAAAUUGGGCAUAUGAUAGUGGUGAUGAAUCAUUUUCAUCUUUAAAUAUAACUUAUACUGGGUCUACAAGUUGUAGUGUUAAAGUCGGACAUUCCGAAAACAGCAAUGUUGGAUGUUUACUUUGUAUACAGACAAGUAAUACCUAUAUAACAAGCAUUAUUAAUCUUGAUGCUAAUAUCAACAAUGCACUAUACUACAAGUUUACAUGCAUGAUUUCAAAGGCUGAUGGUGAUAAUGUUACUAUUUCUCAGCGUGCACGAGUUUGUCAUAAAGAACAAACAGCAGAUACGAUGCCAGAUACAACACCGUUACAUCCUAUUGGCAACGUCGUCGUAGCGGCUGUGCUGUAUCUCGUUCCUAAAGGCAAUGGUAUUUCAAAAGAAGCCAACUGCUUUCCUAAACCAGAAAGCACCAGUUCUAUUCCUGAAUCGUCCAGCAAUACAGUGGUGAUAGCUGUUGUUUUGGUAGUGGUCCUGUUGUUAGUUGUUGUGGGUAUUGUUGCAUUUAUAUGUUGGUGGAAGAAAGUUAAAGGAAGAGUACACGAGAAAAAUCAAGCACUGCCACGUAAAAGACGAUUUGUAUUUGACAUACGGGCAGCUCUAACAACUGGCAUGGGUAGUUCACGACAACGACAAAAAUCCUUUGUUCAGCAGAAUGGAAGUGACAUAUUGAUUGUCCACACAAGUAUUGAAGACAGAGAGAUGACUGGUGAAACUGAAAUGUAUCAUUCCGAAAUGAGUCCUAUGCGUGCAAGCAGAGGCAGUCACUACGACGAGAAAAACCACGACAGUAAUGGUACUUUACCUUCUUCAAUGGUAGAUAAAAGUUUACCUUUUUUACAACAAGGAAAUGAAAAAGAGGGAAGCGAUAAUUUCGAAAUUACUAGCACAUCUGUUGUUCAGAUAUUUGAAAACACAUCACCAGUACCUGAGCUGAUAGAAAAUGUAAAAAGUUAUAAAGACAACAACGUUGCUUUGCCUACUACAAUGGUAGAGCCAAUUGUACCUUAUUCACAAGGAGACGUCGUAGAGGGAAGAAAUAAUUUACAAAAUACUCGAACAUCUGUAGUGAAGACAUUUGAAAACACAUUACCAGCACCUGGAUUUAAUAGAUUAUCUACACAAGAUCAAAUACAAAAUGUGAAAAGUUCCAUCGACAAUAACGGUACUUUACCUGCUACAAUGGUAGAACAAAUUUUACCCUUUUCACAAGAAGGACACGAUGAAAAGGGGGGCGAAAAUACAAAAAAUACUAGCACAUCUGUAGAAAAGACAUUUGAAAACACAUUACCAGCACCUCAACUUCAAAGACUACCGACAGGAGAUCAAAUGAUAAAUGCGAAAAGUUCCAACGACAAUAAUGAUACUUUGCCUACUACAAUGGUACAACAAAUUUUACCUUUUUCACAACAAGGACACAAUGUAAAGGGAAGCGAAAAUUCCAAAAAUACUAGCGCAUCUGUAGAUAAGAUAUUUGAAAACAUAUUACCAACACCUGCACCUCAAAAAUUACCAACACAAGAACAAAUACAAAACAUGAAAAGUUCCAACGACAAUAGUGAUACUUUUCCAACUACAAUGGUAGAGAAACUUGUACCUUUUUCACAACAAGGAAAUGACGAAGAAGGAAGUGACAAUUCCGAAAAUACUACCACAUCUGUAGUUCAGACAUUUGAAAAAAACACAUUAUCAUCACCUGAACUUCAAAGAGUACCAACACAAGAUCAAAUACAUAACACGGAACGUGCCAACGACAAUAAUGAUACUUUGCCUACUACAAUGGUAGAGCAACCUAUACCCUUUUUAAAACAAGGAAAUAAAGAGGGAAGCGACAAUUCCCAAAAUAUUGUAGAAGUAUCAGCAAGAGUUCUGACAUUUGAAAACACAUUACAUGCAUCUACACAAGAUCAAAUAAAAAAUGUGAAAAGUUCUAAUAUUUCUGAUACUGCCCCAAAACUUCAUUUCCGUAACUCUAUUGAUGCACAAAACAAUCAAUCCAAAAAUAUAAAUGAAGAAGUUGUGAUGAAAGAUUAUACAGAGUUAAUGACGAAUGAACAACGAAGUGUAAACAGUGGUUUGUUUCAAGAUCCAUUGGUAACUGAAAAGUUAAAACCUCGAGAUUCGAAUAAUGGCAAUGACAGAUUAAGGGAAAUUGAAAACAGAAAUACGCAGUUUGAUCAUAGGUUAAGUAAUAGUACAGAAAAAGAGGACAUAGAAGUAUACGAGAAAGAAAACUCUAUCAAUAAAAAACAACCUAAAUACAUUGAUUCUAGGACUAUAGAUAUGAAUAGGGAGUAUUCUGAUACAAACGAUUGCAACGCGAUUGCAUCGUCAAAUCAGCCAAUGGUAAGAGAUAUAAAUAGCCAUAUGAAUGAUGAUAUAACAAAAAAUCAUCAAAAUGUAAGCAAAAAACUAAUAGAACUCUCACUACAGUCUACAGAAGAAUCCAAUUCUGACCAGAAAGUCAGCGCGUGUGGAAACGAUUUAAAAGAUAGGAGAAACAAUCAAACUGAAUCUAACGUGUGUCUGUCAUGUCGGACAGAAACAAUGAGAAAAACUGGAGAUUACAUAUGGAAUAUCCAAACAAAACCAAGUAUUACUAAAUCAACUAUCUCCUUGGACCCAAAAAUGUUAACGGGAGAACCAAAAAAGUCCCCAGUAGCAAAUCAAUCAUUACAAAAUCAAAAGAAGAAAAAAGUUAAGAAAGAAUUAUUGAAGAAAAAAUCCCCCUACAAUUCAAUAAGUUUCAUUAGAAAUUAAGAAAAAUACCACUAUUAAUUAUUCCAUUAAGGAUUCCGAUAAAACCGAGUCUCACUCCCUUUGGUCGUUUAUUAAAUGUUUUCCUCGUAGAUAUUUUGUUAUGUGAGUUUGUGUAUUCGUCUUUUUCUUAGAAAACAAUGUAGUUUAUUUAUUGUAAUAAAGAUUUUUUU